Molecule: messenger RNA, 423 nt
Organism: Tilletiaria anomala UBC 951
Lineage: Eukaryota; Fungi; Basidiomycota; Exobasidiomycetes; Georgefischeriales; Tilletiariaceae
Product: Sad1/UNC-like protein
Exons: 1
Biological process (GO): protein folding in endoplasmic reticulum
Cellular component (GO): membrane; cytoplasm
Source: RefSeq, a predicted model, not a curated record
AUGCUCUCACCCUGUCCAGGGGCAUCAGAUGGUGACCCUCAAGGCCAAUUCGUGGUAGUCGAACUGUGUGAUGAGAUCAAGAUCGACACCUUAGUGCUUGCCAACUUCGAAUUCUUCAGUCGCAUGUUCAAGCGAUUCCGAGUUCGCGUCUCUAAGAACUUGCUCGACGAUCCCGAAGACUGGUUCGAUCUGGGUACCUAUCGCGCACGCAACCUCAGAGGUCUUCAGGUCUUCAACGUGCCGCCUCUGACGGGCGACCGCCAAUUCUUCCGGUACAUGCGCAUCGACAUUCUCGAACAUUAUGGGUCAGAGUACUACUGUCCUCUCUCCUUGCUGCGAGUUUACGGGCUCACCCAGCUGGACGAUUUUAAGAAGGAGGAAGAGGAGUCGCAGAGGCUGCUUGAAGCGAUGGCAAAUGAUGAU